AUGCAUAAACCCUCUUUGGCUCAGAUUGUGCAUAACGCAACCUUUCCGCGCCCGCGUACGAGCGAUCCGGCGACUUUCUCCGCUCACAUCACCCGUAACCUGGUCCCCGAAGUUCGGAUUGAGACUUCCACCUUCUAUGGAUCGCUCGACACUGUGGAAGCUCAAUACCCUGGCCUCGAUUAUUCGUACGGUCCGCAUCGCAUGAGGCUUAGUCGCUUCCCGUGGCAUCGCCGGCUAUUCAGGGUCUUCGACGACCUCGGUUUAACAGAGGCCGAGAUAUCCUCGCUGUGCCGCUGGGAGGGUACCAAAUCGGCACGCCAGCGUUACGAGAAAGAAGAGGGCGUUAAGGUACAAGACACGACCGCCAAUGGGGUCCGACCAGCGUCGCCAUCCCCGCUGCCUUCUGUGGAAGUUCAUUUCGACGAUGGUCCGGAACGGGUCAGAGAACCAGAGCUCCAGGUCGAAACGCGCGAGCACUUCAUCCCUGUGAAUGAUGCCAUUGAUGACCGCGGUGUGGACUGUGUUCUACCACAGAAGGUUGAGGAUGACUCAAGCGAUGAUGAAAUGGAGAGCUGUGGCGUGGAACUGAACCAUCGUCUUCUUGCAGCAAGUGCCGCCCGCGAACAAGGCGCCAAUGUUCCCCUGGAUGAGGACUGGGAGCAGUGGCUGAAGGAAGCUGGCGAGCGGGGAAGCUACGCAGAUGUAAUCAAUGCAAUCCGGAGGGGGCAACCAUUGGAUUUCUUGUAUGAGAUGCCAUAUCUUGGUAGGACAGGUGCUAGACGGUCCGUGUCGCUCUCCGAACGAAUCAUUCUUUCACCGACGUCCACGAUCUUCUACAGUAAAUUCGACACCCAGGAGGGGCCCAAGGUCGUCCAUCAGGUCCCAGAUGGCGCCAUUGUUCCCUCCGCGGCCGCCCCGUCACAACAUCUCUUCCUGACUUUCUCCGACAUCUCAUUCUUCGUGAUCCCCCGUCAAGAGCUAUGCGGAAACUUGAUGCAGGUCUGUACUAAUGGGUACCGGAUCCUUGGAUACCCAAUCUGCAUGAAGUCGCCUCGCUAUGACCGCAACGAAUUCAUCUUUAAUUUUUGUCUGGUGCUAGCGGAGGAAGAAGACUUCAGCACGUACAAGAGCGUGGUCCAGAAACUUGCAGAUUUGAUGCAUGGGUUAGAAGAGCAAGGCCAAUUCUUGUCCCGGGAUCACUCCAAGAGUGGAGAGGGAAAGGUUUAUAGCUUGUGUGAGACAUUGAUGGAGGAUUUAAACAAUUACUGCGAAUGCAUGAUUCCCAUCGAUGAGUUGAACACCUUAAAUAUUAAGCUAUUUCCCGUCUAUCCGGUUCCUCCGGCUGUCAAAGCAUGGCACGUUCCACUAUUUACUGUCCGAUAUCAAGCAUUUAUGGAUGAGAAUUGGGAUCUGACUAUGCAGCGGAUCGUCCCUCACAUCAACGGCGUUAAUAGCAUCCGGAUAAUUUCCAUCCUCGCCGAUACAGACUUCUCUCUCACUUGCCGUGCAAUCCGCCACUUGCUCUACUACGACUGUCUCUUCCUCCUCGACAUAUUUUCCUUCUCAUCCAUUUAUGCUCCCACAGCUCAAUUCAGUACGACAAUUGCCUCGGACGAGAAUAUGCAACGAGAAUGUGCUCGCUACGUCAACACUCUCUUCGCAUCGCCUGCUGCCGCAUCAACCCUCACGAAUUCUACCCGAACCUAUAACCCAGACGCUGUGUGGCCGCCACUCGGUGAACCCGUCACAGGCACUUCUACCAGCGUCGAUAUAGCAAGCAGCAAUGGCAGUGUCAGCCCCAGGAGCCCUAGUCCAGUCCCUACCAUUACAGCCCCAGGUAGCACAGCAACGACAGCUGAAGACCAGCCGGAAAGGGAGGUCGUUGACGGAGUCGGACUAGUCGAGCUCUACGCCAGCCUCAAGCAAGGCCAGAGUAUCAAGCAAUGGUACAUGCACCAUAGCCGACAGCUAGCCUACAUUGACAUUCGCCGGUUCAUCACCUUCGGCAUCAUCAAAGGCUUCCUUUACCGCGUGCACAAAUACGCCUACGCGACAGGAUUUCCUGCUCCGCCCUUGAAGUCACAUCAUCACCAUCAUCAUUAUCACCACGGUCACACAAACAGUGGCCAGUCAUCCAGAGGGCCCGGAACAGGGACAAAUAGUCCAUAUGCAUCGAGUGUAGGCGACGACCCUGCGCCCAUCGCCACGCACCCGCAUGAUGGACCUUCCACCUCUGCGUACAGCGGAAGUCGGCCCGGAACGCUGAUUGAAGAUGAGGAUGACGAUGAUUAUAUCGAUGAAAAGACCUUGUCAAAGUACCUGGAUGGGAUGCACUCUUUUGAUCAGAUCUGCACCGAGCUGGAAAUCAGUGAGAAGGAGUUGACCACUAGAUUAAAACGAUACCCGGGAGAGGUGUUGAUCAUACACCGGUGA
Aspergillus alliaceus is the source of this 2433-nucleotide messenger RNA. Its product is annotated as nitrogen permease regulating protein NPR2. Lineage: Eukaryota; Fungi; Ascomycota; Eurotiomycetes; Eurotiales; Aspergillaceae. Gene Ontology annotation, cellular component: vacuolar membrane; GATOR1 complex. Gene Ontology annotation, molecular function: GTPase activator activity. The record is from RefSeq and is a predicted model, not a curated record. The transcript has 5 exons. Gene Ontology annotation, biological process: negative regulation of TORC1 signaling; positive regulation of autophagy. Bases 1 to 2433 code for a protein of 810 amino acids.